AUGUCGGACCAAACUCACGCAGUCGUUAACCUUCUCCUGGGGCCUGAUGACUAUGAGUCCUACAUAAAAGAGAUUAUGUGCUUGCAGUACAACCGUGAAGUUACUGAAGUGGUAGCUCUCCGCCAUAACAACGCCAGAGUCUACAGCAUAAGCCUAACCGAAGCGCAACAUGCCCCGCCGCCAUUCAAUAAACGCUUCGGUGCCUCUCCCCUGCCCCCCAAUGCCACCAAAGUCAUCAUGCGCUUCUCCGAUCCAGCAUCGAUGUUGAACGAGGAGAUCCGCGUGCAGAACGAAGUCGCGGUAAUGUCCCUUGCAAGAGAGGCUUUGAAGCAACUUGAUCCUUCCCUCGUUCCCGAAAUUUAUGGCUGGCGCCCCUUUUCCGAAGGGCUUGGAUGGACUCUCAUCGAGUUCAAACAAGGUGUGCCUCUGGGCGAUAAGUUCCCCACAGUCGACGGCGUGAAGAAGAGAGAAGUGUUGCGACAGAUUGCUCAGGUCUUCAAGCAUAUUCAGGCAUACAAUCUUCCUCAGUCUGCCAGAACAUUUGGCGGCCUCAAUUUUGGCCCUGAUGGAAGCUUGACUGGCGGGCCCACGCCCAUUGCAGGUGGCGGACCUUGUACUUCGCUGUCAGAUCUCUAUCAAGAGUACUUCAAUACUCAGAUUGGAUUCGCCGACAGGUGUGACAUUGUCCAGGGUUGGGGGGACUCGGAUCUGAGAGCCCGAUUGGAUCAGUUUGGGUAG
Colletotrichum gloeosporioides is the source of this 738-nucleotide messenger RNA. RefSeq lists its product as uncharacterized. The transcript has 2 exons. Lineage: Eukaryota; Fungi; Ascomycota; Sordariomycetes; Glomerellales; Glomerellaceae. The coding region runs from base 1 to 738 and encodes 245 amino acids. The record is from RefSeq and is a predicted model, not a curated record.